AUGAAAACCUCUCCUACAAAGAGAAGAAAAAACUCGAAAACUCUCGACGAAGACAUAAUCUCCGGCCUUCCGGAGCCUAUUCUUCACCACAUUCUCUCCUUCCUCCCCACAAUCGACGCCGUCCGGUCAACCUCCCUCUCCAAAACAUGGUACUCCGCCUACAAAUCCUUCCCCGCCAUGGAUUUCGACUUCCACUCCUUCCUCCAAUCUGCUCACACUCACCGCCCCUCAAAACCCGACAAUAAUAAUCUCAAAAACCUCACCCAACAAUUCUACCAACACAUCGAUCGUUCCAUCGCAAACCGACCACCGUCCGCCGGAGUCGAGAAGUUCAAGCUCGUCGUGAACCUCGCCGGGCCCCGUCUGGCCCGCCUCCUCUCUCAUCUCAACCAGUGGCUCGUUUUCGUCGCGGAAAAAAAAGUCCAAAACUUGGUCCUUUUUUGCUUCUCCACGUCACGGCCGGGAAAGGGCCACCGAUGGCCCUACAUUCUUCCCCGGCCCCUCGUUCGUGCCCUCCCGACUCUAAAAAGUCUCGACUUGUUUGGAUGUCGGUUUCUCGAGCGCGAUUGUUGUUUCUACGGGAAAAAUACCCAGUUUUCGCUCACGAAACUAAGGCUCUUACACGUUUUCGUCGGCCAAGAAACCCUAGAGAGCGUGCUCUCGCGUUGCGAGCUUCUCGUGGAGCUCUCGAUUGUCUCGUGCAAGGGUUUUGAGGUCGUUAGUGUUCCUCGCGAGUGCCGGAAAUUGGAAGCUAUUGACUUUUAUCUCGGUAGGGGUAGUGAGGUUCAAAUCGUGUCGGUUUUGGCACAGAAUGUACGUUCGGUUAGUUACGGUGGAGGUGAGGCUAACGUACGAGGUAGUCUAAUGGGUUCGGAUUUUUUCAAAUGCGUCGAGGAAUUGAAAUUGCACGACUCGGAUAUAACGGACAAGUUUUUCCAGGUCACUCCGAAGUUUGGGCGGCUCGGUAAGGUGGUGAUCGAGAGGUGUGGUUGCUUGGAAAGCAUUGGGAUAAUUUCGGGUGGUGGUCGACUAAUGGAACUGUCAGUAUCCGAAUGCUCGAUGCUUAAGCGAAUCGAGCUCGAUUCUCGUUUUUCAGGACGUCUUAGGGUUGAUUCAUGA
Striga hermonthica is the source of this 1119-nucleotide messenger RNA. The record is from the annotation of a GenBank genome assembly. NCBI's taxonomy places the organism in Eukaryota, Viridiplantae, Streptophyta, Magnoliopsida, Lamiales, Orobanchaceae.